UUUGUCCCUCAAGUAUUCGACGAUUUUGGUUUUUGUACCUCAUUCAAAAGAUGCGCUAUUUAAGUCUCUCACGUUCUGAAACACAUGGAAUUGGUCCUCAUUUUUAACUCCGUUAGUUUUAUUAAAAAGCUGGCAGACAGAGUGCCACGUCAGGAUCCCGAUUUUAACUUUCACUCAAGCUACAAUAAACAUGUGUUUUAAAAGGGGGUAUGAGGUUAUUGUUUGAAACCUUAAAUUUUGAAUUUGUGAGAUCCUUUGUGAGGAGCUUGAAGAGAUCAUUUUGGUGUGGAGGAAACAUAGGUGACAAUGUUUGUGUACAACAUUCUAUAGUGAUGAAGAGUGGUAGUUCCAGAAUUGAUUGUAGGCAAAGGAAAAUUGGUUUGAAAAUUUCACAAAGCACAACGUCGUGUUCAGAAAUAGCAUCGAAAGUGUGUGGGUGUGGGGAACGAUUGUUGCUCCUAAAGGCAGGUACUAUGAAGAACAAGGGCAGGUUAUUUUGGCGAUGUAGAAAUUGGGCGUCCAAUUCACAUUAUAAUUAUUUCAAUGGGUUAAUGAAGAGGAAUGUAGAGGUGAAGGUGAAGAAUCUGAAUUUGAAGCUGUCGCAGGAAAAAGAGUUGAGGAAGACGAAGUUUGUUUGGAAAAGGAGAAAUUAAUACUGGACUUGAUUAAGAAAAACGAGAAGUUGAAGAGGAAAUUGCAAAAAGAGAAAAGAUUUGGCAAAGUGCUGCAACUUUUAUUUGUACUGUUGUGGGGUUUUUCAAUUGUAUUUGUAGUUAUGUUUUUGUUCAAGUUUAAUUGUAAUUAGUUUUUGUAGUAGUAUUUGUGGUAGGUCUUGCAAAGAUUGUUUGUGUAUUUCUGGAGAAUUAUUUUGU
This is a messenger RNA of Vigna unguiculata (cowpea), 872 nucleotides long. Lineage: Eukaryota; Viridiplantae; Streptophyta; Magnoliopsida; Fabales; Fabaceae. The record is from RefSeq and is a predicted model, not a curated record.